CGCUGCCGCUGGAGAGCCGGCCGCCCCGGGGCGGGCCGCUGCGCCGAGCCGGGCCGCGGCUGGUGCGUCUGUGGGAGGGUGGGCUGCCCCGGUGCCCGUGCCGCGGGAGCGGAGCCGCUGUGCAGCCUGAAAGCGGGGACGUGGUGAGGGCGGGUUUCCCUGGCACUGUGCUUCCCUUCGCCCUCAGCCUGGGCCUGGAACUGGGGCUGUCCUAAGCCUGCCUGGAGCAAGGUGAGCAGUGGGUAUUGAUAUGGACAGUGUUUCCUCAGGCUCUUCUCUGCAGCUCCUUGCCAAACUGCUUCUUGAUGCUCACGAAGAUGAUGAUGAUGAUGAACAUGUGCCACACUGUUCUGUUAGUGCCAUGACUCCUAGUAGUAUUGGACCAGUAAAGACAGACACCACUGGUACUUUUCAAGUGAAAUCUGAAAACAGGAAAACUAUUUGGAAUACAGAGGAGGUCCCAGAAGGAUCUGAAUUUGAUGAUACCUGGGACCCUAGAGAACAGCCUGAGUAUCAGAUUUUAUUCAAACAGUGUGUGGGAACAGAGGACGUCUUCUUUGGGAUGAGCAGGAAAGACCCUUCCACAGCCUGCUGUGAAGAUGUAGUGAUUAAAAUCAAGCUGCCAGAGACAAAGUACUCAGACAUCGCAUUAGAUAUCCAGGACAAGGUUCUUGACCUUCGAACUCCCAAAAAGAAGCUGCUGCUGCACCUCCCGUACUGUGUAGACAGCAAGAAAAGUAAAGCUCGUUUUCUCUCUGAAGAGGAGACCUUGGAAGUCACCUUGAGAGUAUCGAGGAAGUUUGAUUUCAUAAAUUUUGUCUGAUGGAUAGAGAAAUAGAGAAAGUUUGCAAAAAGUAACCUCUUAGUUUGAAGUCUUCUUGAAACCUAACUGGUACUGAAAUAGUAGAUUGUUUCCCUUGAGCAGUCCAGGGGGAAUAUCCCUGGAGAAAUUGAAUGAGUCAGGAGGAACAUAGCACCCAUACAUUCUAUAAGCUGAGGCUGUCCAGCUCUUGCGCUGCUGUGGUUAACGUUCUGCUUCCUUCAGUCUGAUACAGGCUCUGUGAAUCAGAAAAUAGGAGACUACAAUUCUGUAAGCCGGAGAAAGUCUUUUUGUGGUUAUGCCUGAUAAGUAGCACAAUGAGGCCCUGGCCAAUGAGUCCGGUGCUCAGUUACUGUUGCAAGACUUGCAAGUGGUAAUGCUCUUGCUUGGCCUCCAAUGCUGGGACUGGGGUCAGUUCAGAGUCUCCUCUUAGCUACUUCUUGAUGAGAAGAUCAAAGCUCUUCAGGGAUCCAUAUCCACAUCUGAGGCUCCUUUACACUGGCAGAACAAGGUAACCAACUGUAGUUGGAUUGUUGAACAGCUCAGCUCUUUUGAAGAAUUUUUGACAACGUAUGGUUCAGUGUCAUCUAUUCACCUGCUGUCCCUCCAGCUAUUUUUCUGAUCUUUCUUGAUUAAUAAAAGAGUGUGUUCUAAUGAA
Gymnogyps californianus (California condor) is the source of this 1478-nucleotide messenger RNA. It is a transcript of the gene DNAAF6, whose product is annotated as dynein axonemal assembly factor 6. Lineage: Eukaryota; Metazoa; Chordata; Aves; Accipitriformes; Cathartidae. Gene Ontology annotation, cellular component: cytoplasm. Gene Ontology annotation, molecular function: protein-folding chaperone binding; dynein intermediate chain binding. The record is from RefSeq and is a predicted model, not a curated record. Gene Ontology annotation, biological process: axonemal dynein complex assembly; flagellated sperm motility. Bases 251 to 823 code for a protein of 190 amino acids. The transcript has 7 exons.